This is a messenger RNA of Helobdella robusta, 225 nucleotides long. RefSeq lists its product as hypothetical. Lineage: Eukaryota; Metazoa; Annelida; Clitellata; Rhynchobdellida; Glossiphoniidae. The coding region runs from base 1 to 225 and encodes 74 amino acids. The transcript is spliced from 2 exons. Gene Ontology annotation, molecular function: actin filament binding. Gene Ontology annotation, cellular component: plasma membrane; actin cytoskeleton. The record is from RefSeq and is a predicted model, not a curated record. Gene Ontology annotation, biological process: actin filament bundle assembly.
AUGUGUGUGCAGUGCAACAAGCGCGUCUACGAGAUGGAGAAGAUAACUGUCGACACCAUCAUCUACCACAAGGCCUGCUUCCGUUGCGUCGUCUGUGGACGCAUGCUCAGUUUGGGUAACUAUUCAGCCAUGGAUGGGCAAAUGUACUGCAAGACUGAUUUCAUGAAGACAAUCAAGAUGAAAGGUGGAUUGUUUUUUUACCUUCUUUCUUGCAGAUUCUGGUAG